AUGUCUCUCGGACACAUCCAGCUCACUGGCCUGUCGUUCUUUUCAUCUUUUUGUCCGGUAACGAUGGCUGUUUUGUGGUUUAUGGUUCUGCUGGGCUUCUUCUUGUUUGGCAGAGGCGAAGACAAAAAGUGUGACAACUUUUCCGACGUAGAUUUCCAUGAAGCGUUCAUCGGAACCAAUCUAUAUGUGCGCCUGCUCCUGUACACAAGUGCUAACCUGGACUGCGGCCAAGAGCUUCCUCACUACAACUUCACCACAGUGCCGUUGUUCCUUGUGACCCGACCCACCACCUUCGUCAUCCAUGGCUACCGGCCCACCGGCGCGCCUCCCAUCUGGAUGGACCGGCUCACACGGCUGCUGGCCGAGCAGGCGGACAUGAACGUCCUGGUGGUGGACUGGAACCGUGGAGCCGCAAACCUCAACUACUUCACCGCUGUAGCAAACACACGGCACACUGCUGCCAACAUCACCGCCUUCAUACGCAGGAUGACUGAUGAAGGGGCAUGUCUCGACUCGAUCCAUCUCAUAGGAGUGAGUCUGGGUGCACACGUGGCUGGGUUUAUCGGCGCUAUGCUGGGAGGUCGAGUGGGACGGAUCACAGGUCUGGACCCCGCAGGCCCCAUGUUUGCAGGUGUGUCUCCAGAGGAUCGUCUGGAUCCGACAGACGCUCAGUUUGUAGACGUCUUACACACAGACAUGAACUCUUUCGGCCUCAGAGGAGCUGAUGGUCAUAUUGAUUUCUAUGCCAACGGAGGUCUCGAUCAGCCUGGAUGCCCCAAAACCAUCUUCUCAGGAAAGUCCUACUUCGUUUGUGACCACCAGCGCUCCGUUUUUCUCUAUCUGUGCUCUCUGAACCGAACCUGUCACCUAAACACUUAUCCUUGCUCCUCCUACACUGACUUCAUCGAUGGCCAGUGCUUGCAGUGCGAGGCAUUUAAACCAGCAUCCUGUCCUGUUCUGGGAUAUGACUUAAGCCAGUGGAGGGACAAACUGUUAAAACUAGGACAGACAAAGGUCUAUUUCUCCACCACAGCAGAGCCACCGUACAGGAAGACGAGCUACGUAGUGGACGCUGUUACGUGGAACCAGUACCUGCGAUGGGGGACAGUCGUCCUUCGCCUUCACGGUGGCCAAAACGUUACAGAAGCGAGGAUCGACCAUAAGCUGCUUCGCUUUGAGCGACACACCACCAUGCGUCUGCUCGCACAGUUUGACGAAGACUUGUAUCCGGUUCAGAAGAUCUCCUUCCAGAUCGUCACAGGAAACGUGAUCGGACCUCGGUCUAAGUUUCGCCUUGUCCGUAUUAUGGUUACGCCGCUAGACCUGCCAGAGAGACCUCCGAUGUGCCGUUAUGACCUCGUCACGGAGGAGAACGUGGAGGUGACUUUUAAACCGCUGUCGUGUGACGAGUCUCAUCUGUAAGCCUUCAGACGUUACGUCAGAGCGGAGGAGCGCGUGUCGUCUGGCGAUGAGGCACCGGAGAGACGUCGUCUUUUAUUUGGAUCUUCUUGUGCCUACAGACAUUUUCUCCAUUUCAACACUGUAGAAGUUUUUCUUUUCUCCACCUGUAAACUUUGUUGUUUUUUUUCAUGAAUGAAACAUUGAUAUUUUCUGUAAGGGAAGAUUUUAUUUCUUUAUAUACAGAGGAUUUAUUCAGAUUUCAUAACUUGACCAAGUGACUCUGACAAACUCGCUCUUGUGAACACAAUCCGUUUAAAAAGAAGGAUUUCAAAAAGUCUUCGCAGCUCCAGCCAUGAACCUUCUGAUCUCUGGUAAAAAAAAAAAGUAGAGGUCAUGAACAGCAUCACUCCAAGCUGUGUAA
Molecule: messenger RNA, 1822 nt
Organism: Tachysurus vachellii
Lineage: Eukaryota; Metazoa; Chordata; Actinopteri; Siluriformes; Bagridae
Gene: lipib
Product: lipase, member Ib
Exons: 10
Coding region: 1-1422 (473 amino acids)
Biological process (GO): lipid metabolic process
Molecular function (GO): lipase activity; carboxylic ester hydrolase activity
Source: RefSeq, a predicted model, not a curated record